GACCGCCGUCGACCUGCUGGUAGCCGUGCCAUCUGCGGUGAUUCCCGAGUUCUGCCCCCGCAGAGAAGCACUCCGGACACAGCUCGAUGUCCGGGCAGUCGGUGCAGCGGAGCCGCAGGUUCGUCACAUCAGCGAGGCAGUUCACGCAGUACUUCUUCCCCAGGUCGGCCAUGUUGCCUGGCUCCUGCUUCUUGUUGUUGGAGGCAGAGCUCCGCGCAUGCGCACCACCAGACUCGCCGCGCGACCUGCUCACAUCCUGCUCGUUAAUAUUAAUGAGAGCGGGCUUCUGAUUGGCUCCCGUGGAUAGUUUCCAGGACAACCGAAACAAAACGAACAGUUCUAAAAGGCUGAUGGAGGCGCGAGCGCUAAAGCUGCAGACAUUUUAAUAAAACUGUUUCUGAUCUAAAGAUGGACUUAGAGGCAGAACACCAAAACCAGGAGGAGAGGACAGAUCCAGGGACGGCAGGGUCCGCAGAAUCCUCCAAUGAGGACUCUUCUCCAAAGACUGGCUCUGGAACUGAACCGAUCCAAGCUGACUCAGUGGGUUUAGAUCAUGAUGCAGAAAUCUCACAGAGAGCGCCCCCUGGUGGUGCAGCAGCAGAACAACACCCCGAACACAAGCCUCCUGACUCUGAUGUGAGGAUCAGGACAGAACCGGGGACCCAGGGAGCAGUGGUGGACAGUAACAAAGGAGACAGUGUGGUGUUUGAGAUCAGCAGCACUGAGGAGGAUGGAGCUCUCAGACUGCACCUAGAGAGCCCAGACAUAGAGAGCACCCGUCCACAGGAGGAGGAAGAGGAACCCGACCCUGCAGCUCCUGCAGACUUCAGCUACGAGGAGCACACCAGACUCCUGCAGGACCUGAAUGAGCAGAGAGAAAGAGCCUUCCAGCGCAGCAGGCAGCUGCAGGGGAAGCUGCUCGAGCUCCUCAGCAGGAGGGGGAGUGAGGAGGCUCAGGUGGAGCGACCCGAGUCAGAGCAGCAGAGGGAGUACGAGCAAUUCAUGACCCUCCUUACAGAGCUGAAGCAGCAGAUCCACUCAGAAGACCAGACCGCUCAGCAGGACCAAGAGCAGCUGAGGUCACAGGCCCAGGAGACGCUGCAGAAGGCGGAAGACAGAUGGCGAGCGUUUGUGUCCCUGAAGCAGGACGUGGCCGUGUCAGUGCUCAGCCGGCGUCUCGGUAAACAAGCCGCUCAGGACCACGUUGAGGCGACUCUCGCGGCAGAGCAGCUUCUCCAGGACGAGCUGAUCAAGCUGCGUCUGAAGCAUCUCACCCUGAGGACCAGGAUCCACAGGCUGGACGCAGAGCUCAGUGACGGGGACCAGCAGAGGGACCCUCUCCAGAUCCAGUUUGAGCGUCUGCAGGCCGAGCGUCUGGAGCUGAGGAAGCAGAGAGAGAAGCAGAACGAGGAGUCUCUAAAGAUGAGGAAGAAGAGUAACAGCAGCUUGGAGGUCCUGUCCCACAUAAAGGAGAAGCUGUUCUGGACCCAGGCCGAGGUCCAGGACAAGAAAGGGCAGCUGGCUGAGCUGGAGGCCACGCUGACCUCACAGAGGGGCCACCUGAGCAGGAUCAAAAUGUUCCACAAAAACCUGCAGAGAGACACCCAGAGGCUGAAGCGGCGCAGUGGGCUGCUGGGGAACACGGUCCUGCUGAGGGACUUUGAGGACACGGUGGACGCCAACGAUCUACUGGAGGAAAAACUGCAGAGACUGAAAGGCCGGAGAGCCAAGGCUGUUUUCAGAUCGGACAGGUGGAAGAAGAAAGUGGAGACACCUUAAUCCACGAAUAAAUAACAACAAACAGCUGUUUACUGUCCAUAACCAUGGAUGACACGUCUGUGGUACUAAAGUGAAGUCAAUGCUGGCUGAUGACAGAAACAUGUUUGACUAAACCCUGUAACCCGCCAUGUUUCUACGGCAGCUCAGAGCGGACAGUGACAGACGUGUUUGAAAGUUGUGUUGAAUGCUGGAAGAAGAAGAGUCAUGCACGUAAAUGUGGAGGACAUAUUUGACGCACAUUUACAGUUUAUGUUUUUAAUGUAUGCAGUCUUCAUUUUAAUAAAGCAGUAAUCUGACAUUAGCUCA
Messenger RNA from Notolabrus celidotus (New Zealand spotty), 2085 nucleotides. It is a transcript of the gene cfap184, whose product is annotated as coiled-coil domain containing 96. The record is from RefSeq and is a predicted model, not a curated record. Gene Ontology annotation, biological process: cilium assembly. The coding region runs from base 409 to 1779 and encodes 456 amino acids. Gene Ontology annotation, cellular component: axoneme; ciliary basal body. The transcript is spliced from 4 exons. NCBI's taxonomy places the organism in Eukaryota, Metazoa, Chordata, Actinopteri, Labriformes, Labridae.